AUCCCUCCGUAUCAUGUUCUGUCGGAUCAUUUAACCGGGUCGUGUCCUAACCUAUCUUUCCCAUCCUUCCCAUCCUUCCUUUCAAAUCGCCGAAAUAUGUCUCCGUGCGCGAAAUUGUGCGUUUUGGCCCUUCUCGCGUGUGCCGUGAACUCUGCGCCCGUGCCUGAAGAAGAGAGUAAUACUCAACUUCCCGAAUCAGGCCCCGAAGGGGCUGUCCUUAGCUCGGAUGGCUUCGAAGGCGCUCUAGUCCCUUCCGAUGCUCAAGUGACCAAGCGACAAGCUGAGGAAGCAGCCGUGGACGACGCUCAAACUCCGGAGGGACAAGGGCUGGAGGCAGGACAGAACUCUGGGGCGUUUUUCGCUCCGGAACAAGGUGCUCAGGACCCAGCCACACUAACCCAGGAGAGCUCCCAGUUCAAUGCUGAGGCCGCCAUCCCUCAGGGACAGGAGGCCUCCGUGACCAAGCGACAAGCUGAGGAAGCAGCCGUGGACGACGCUCAAACUCCGGAGGGACAAGGGCUGGAGGCAGGACAGAACUCUGGGGCGUUCUUCGCUCCGGAGCAAGGUGCACAGGACCCAGCCACACUAACCCAGGAGAGCUCUCAGUUCAAUGCUGAGGCCGCCAUCCCUCAGGGACAGGAGGCCUCCGUGAGCAAGCGGCAGGCUGACACUGCUCAAGUCGAGGGACAGGAGACAAGCCAGCAAGACGCCCAGUUCGUCCAACCCGAGGGCCAGGUCGGCUCGGCCAAUGACGAGAGCCAAGUCGCUGAAAGUUCUCUCCCGCAACAAGAAGUUACCUCCGUGAGCAAAAGGCAAGUUGAACAACCAGCUGAAGUUCCGCAGGCUGACGGACAACCAGCUGAAGUUCCGCCGGCUGACGAACAACCAGCUGAAGUUCCGCAGGCUGACGGACAACCAGCUGAAGUUCCGCAGGCUGACGAACAACCAGCUGAAGUUCCGCAGGCUGACGGACAAUCCAUCUCUGCACCCGAGGGACAGUUCUUCGCUCCCCUGAACCAGGAAGCACAAUCCCCGGCCGAACCUACUGGUUUGACUCAGGAUGACAGUCAGGUCGCUGCUGAGGGCUCCAUCCCUCAAGAAGGACAGACCGUGGCCAAGCGACAAGUCCAAGAAGCGCAAUCCGCCGAUGCCGGUCAAGCUCCAAUCGUCCCCGAUCUGGAGUCCCAAUCUUUCGAGGGCGCUGCCGUAGAACCGCAGGCGGACGCACCAGCCGAGAUCCCGACCCAGGACGAAGUCAGCCAAGGAGCAGAAGAUGCUCAGUCCAAGCUGACGAAGAGGCAAAUAAGUCCCGAUCCUUACAAUGUCGAGGUGCUCGCCAAUAAAGACAGAAAAGAGCCAUGCGUAGUUGGUGGUGAUGUGGAGAAUUGCGAUGGGUUCCAGGCAGGUCUGAGGCAAGCUAAGUCAGAUGAAGCUAAAAGACCCAAAAGGCAAGGCAGUUUCGCUUCUGCCAGUUCCGGAACGGAUUACGGUGGUUUUGGCGGGUAUGGGGGUGGAUCCGAAAGUGAAGCCCAGAGCCAAUCGGCUAGCUUCAGCCUUGGACCGUUUCAGGCGAGUUUCUCGGAAAGUGAAGCUAGCUCGCAGAGUGGAAAUCAGGGAUACAACAACUACGGUGGAGGAUACGGCAACGGGGGCUUCAACGACUACUGACACUGAAUGAUCCACCCACUGCUACUUCUGCUCAUCGAUGACCAGGGUUGCCAAAUCCUGAAAUUCCUCAACAAUUUUCCCAAUCUCCAUGUGAAAUUCAAGAGUUUUUUCGGAAGCCGAACAGCCCUGAGACUCAUCCGUUUCUAGUCUUGUCAUUCCUACUACGAACUGCGGCUCGCCAUGUCUCGAGCCUCCUCAUCGAUCAACUCCUCCACUCCUGUACAUAUUUAUUUAAUUUAAGUAUUUAUUUUUCCUAUUAAAAAAAUCCUCAGUUUGA
This is a messenger RNA of Bemisia tabaci, 1945 nucleotides long. RefSeq lists its product as uncharacterized. NCBI's taxonomy places the organism in Eukaryota, Metazoa, Arthropoda, Insecta, Hemiptera, Aleyrodidae. The record is from RefSeq and is a predicted model, not a curated record.